Messenger RNA from Vollenhovia emeryi, 2707 nucleotides. RefSeq lists its product as uncharacterized. NCBI's taxonomy places the organism in Eukaryota, Metazoa, Arthropoda, Insecta, Hymenoptera, Formicidae. The record is from RefSeq and is a predicted model, not a curated record. The annotation marks the transcript as partial. The transcript has 4 exons.
AAAAUUUAGAACAGGGUCGUAGACGAUUACAUAGAGCACAAUUUUCAAAAAAUUGUAGAACCACUGAUAGCGAAAACAAUAUCGAAAAAAUGAAAAAUAAAUCGGAUGUAAUACCACCACUAUUAUCCAAAUCUCGAAUUAGGGAUAUUCUUCAUGAUAGACUCCCAAUGUGUUAUGAUUCUGAAAUUUCAAGAGUAGAUACACUCGCAGAUACACGACCAAAGCCGAAGUCUCGAUUUAGGAAAAUUCAAGUAAUUUCAAGUGAUACAGACAGUGAAAAUGAGGAAAACAGAUCUACUUAUUCCAUAGGUUUGAUACCACGAAAAAGGUCCAGGUCACACGAAAAGUUUGUUGAAAACAAUCCAAAGAAACAAUUAAUUGAAAACAUGGAGUUAAUGCAAAGUGAGGAUAACAUUGAGUUAAAUUUACUAACUCCUAACAGAAGACGGCCAUCAUGUGCCACCAUGUCGCAACAGUUAACUUCAUCAAUAAAAGAAAACACCAAAGAACUCAGGGGUGAAAAAGUAUCCAAUGAGAUCGAGUCAAUUGAUGAUAGCGACGCACAGAUAGCUCAUCGCGACACAUUCGAAACGGCGUACUUUGCGACAAUAAGUAGGGCUAGAGGCUUAAUGCGACCGGCUCCGGGCGAACGGCCACGGACGGAUACAAAUCAUACGUGCAAUACUCAGAACAUAAAAUUGCCUGCGCUGAAGCUGCCAGAGUUCGGCGGGGAAUACGAAAGGUGGAUUCAAUUUAACGACACCUUUCAUGCCAUCAUACACAAUAAUGAUACGUUAACCACGACUCAAAAAUUUUAUUAUUUAAGAUCAUGCUUGAGCGGGGAGGCCGCUCGGGCGUUAGAUACUUUAGAGGCAUCGGACGCGAAUUAUGGCGUCGCUUGGGACAUUUUGAGAGCAAGAUUCGAAAACAAGAGUAUCAUUGUGCAUAAUCACUUGCGAGCGUUAUUCGAACUGCCGCAAAUAAGUAAGGAUUCAUAUGUGUCAUUAAGGGCUUUGUACGAUGGUAUGUCUCAGCAUUUGAGAGCGCUAGAAUCGUUGGGUCAACCAGUUAGAAGUUGGGAUUCAAUAAUUAUUUUUCUUCUAGCAUCUAAACUAGAUUCGGCAUCACGUAGCGAGUGGGAAAAGGCAACAGUAAGGCACAACGAAUUGCCUAAAUUAGAUGAUUUCAAGACGUUCUUGAAUCAACGUUGCCAAAUUCUCGAGCGGUUGUCCAAGGACAACAAGCAGUUGGACAAAGGGACUGUAGCUAAGGGUAUAAAGGAUAAAGCGAAGGGUUCACUAGCUCAUUUAGCUUCAAACGCAAUUAAGUGUGCAUUCUGUAAAGGCUCGCACAGUAUAUACGCAUGCAAGGAUGUGCUCGGAUUAUCCGUUGACAAACGUUUAGCGCAGGUUAAAAAAUUAAACUUGUGUACGAAUUGUCUUCGAAAUAAUCACUUUAAUAAAGACUGUCAAGCAGGCGGUUGUAAAACUUGUGGCGGUAGACACAAUACGUUACUACAUUUUGGCGCGACGAAAACCAAGCAGGAAGCGAAUGUCCAGUCAAGCGGUAAUGUAAACAAUAACAGCGAUAACGAUAAGAUGGGAGGCAGCCAAGAAACAGCAGUAACUACUCACGCGGUACAUGCCGAUCAAAAUACGUAUGUCCUACUGGCAACGGCGAAGGUUAUAAUAUACGACGGCAAUGGGGGAUCGCACGUAUGCAGAGCUUUGUUAGACAGCGGUUCCCAAUCUAAUUUCAUGACGAAGCAAUUAGCUCAAACAUUGAAGCUGCCAUUGACAUCCAUUAGACUUCCGAUUCGCGGGGUUAAUCAAAGCGUAACAAGUAUAUCGCACAGAACCACGGCAUCAGUAGGGUCGAUGUACAAUAAUUAUAGGGCCAAGCUAUCAUAUUUAGUAGUGGGAAAUAUUACUCAGGAACUGCCCAAUAGACGCUAUAACAUUGCUGCGUUAAACAUACCAGAGGGUCUCGCAUUAGCGGACCCGCAAUUCAAUUGUCCCGAGAAAGUGGACUUACUAUUAGGCGCGAACAUGUUUUGGGAAUUACUCUGUGUUGGGCAGAUCCGAUUGGGAAGGGAGAAGCCGGUGCUUCAGAAAACCAAAUUGGGAUGGAUAGUGUCAGGGCCUAUAGCACCAACGUAUAAGAAAGCGGAAUCGUGGUGCCACCUCAACGCGGUUCAUGAGUUACGCGAUAAUCUAGAGCGCUUUUGGGAAAUUGAGGAAUGCGCGCCGGCGUCGCAGUUGACGACGGAAGAAUCGGAAUGUGAAUCGUUGUUUACUGAAACCACGAAGCGUGAUGAAAACGGACGAUUUACCGUGCAUUUACCAUUUAGAGCAAACACGGAUAAGCUAGGGGAAUCAUUGAAUAUAGCAAUGAAGCGAUUCUAUGCUUUGGAAAGGCGAUUGGCUAAAAAUCCAGUUCUUAAGGAGCAUUAUACUAACUUUAUGAAGGAAUAUCAGGACUUGGGUCAUAUGACGGAGAUCAUUCGGGACAAGGAUGAUCACGGUUCGGCUUGUUAUAUACCCCAUCACAGCGUGUUAAAGGAUUCAAGCACCACCACUAGAGUCCGUGUAGUUUUUGAUGCCUCGGCCAAAACUUCAUCGAACGUGGCGUUAAAUGAUGUUUUAAGGGUGGGUCCAGUCAUUCAGGAUGACUUAUUAGCAAUACUACUCAGGUUUCGAAUACAUAG